AUGCCGAGAAUUCCGUCUAACGGUGUGAGUGCUAGCUCGAAGCCUCGCAUCCUUCGAGUCGGCAUCAUAGGCUGUGGAGAAGUCGCGCAAGUGAUUCAUAUCCCCACCCUUAACUUCCUCUCUCACUGCUACAGGAUCACCUUCCUCUGCGAUAUCUCCCUCCAGGCCCUCGAGCACUGCGCCAAAAAGAUCCCCGGAGCAGCCCCGUCCACCACCACCGACCCGGAAGAACUCUGCUCUUCGCCUGAUGUCGACGUUGUCCUCGUUUGCAACGCAAACGCGUAUCACGUCGAGCAUGGACUCCUCGCCCUCAAGCAUGACAGGCACUGCUUCAUAGAGAAGCCUCUCGCCCUCAACUUCCGGGACGUGGACCGCAUCAUCGAGGCGGAGAAGGCCUCCGAGGGGAAUGUGUUCGUCGGGACAAUGCGUCGCUACGCGGCUGCUUUUCUCGAUGCUCUCGAGGAGGUCGGUGGCUUCGAGAAAAUCCUAUACGCCCGUAUCCGAGACAUCGUCGGACCAAAUGCCAAUUCCGUCUCUCAGUCCGCCACGUAUCCUGUAAGGUUUAGCGAUUUCACCGACGAGGAUAUACGGGAGCUUCUAAGGCGGGAUACGGAUAUAGAGGAGCAGGCUCUCGGGACCGAGUUUGGGGUACCCGUGACUCCUAAGUCACGCUGGAUGUUAAGAUUACUUGGCGGCCUCGGUACCCACGAUUUAUCGGCGAUGCGUGAGAUUGUUGGAAUGCCUCAAUCGGUUGCUGGCGCUGUCCUCACCUUCCCCGGGAUCUUUAGCGUCCUCUUCCAAUACGGCGGGUUCCCGGUGGCGUACGAGUCUGGCCUCCAUUCGGUUCCGGAGUUCGACGCCCACAUCGAAGUGUAUUCUCAGGAUAAGAUAAUUCGGGUGAACUACGAUACUCCAUAUAUCAAGGGUUUGCCUAUUACCAUGACUGUCCGGGAGAGGGUAGGCGAGGCAGUGUGGCAAGAGAGGACGAUCAGAAAGACGUACGAGGAUGCCUACACUCUACAAUUCCUCGAAUUGUACAGUUGCAUUAUCAACAACAGGACGCCGAAGACGAGCGCGACAGACGCGAGGAAGGAUAUCGAAUUGUUCCAGAUGAUUCUAAGAGCUGGAGCUGAAACAUAUAAAGCCGAGGCAGUGGCAAGUAACGGAGAAGUAUCAGGAGUCCAUUAA
Scedosporium apiospermum is the source of this 1188-nucleotide messenger RNA. RefSeq lists its product as uncharacterized. Bases 1 to 1188 code for a protein of 395 amino acids. Lineage: Eukaryota; Fungi; Ascomycota; Sordariomycetes; Microascales; Microascaceae. Gene Ontology annotation, biological process: NADPH regeneration. The record is from RefSeq and is a predicted model, not a curated record. Gene Ontology annotation, molecular function: nucleotide binding; oxidoreductase activity. Gene Ontology annotation, cellular component: cytoplasm. The transcript has 2 exons.